Messenger RNA from Camelus dromedarius (Arabian camel), 1010 nucleotides. RefSeq names its product protein VAC14 homolog. The record is from RefSeq and is a predicted model, not a curated record. The transcript is spliced from 6 exons. Gene Ontology annotation, cellular component: endosome membrane; PAS complex. Gene Ontology annotation, biological process: phosphatidylinositol biosynthetic process. NCBI's taxonomy places the organism in Eukaryota, Metazoa, Chordata, Mammalia, Artiodactyla, Camelidae. Bases 1 to 528 code for a protein of 175 amino acids.
AUGGACAAAGCCGCGUGGAAGUUGGCUCCAGCACCACGGGCACAGAGAGCUCCUCUCUUCUCUCUCUCCAGGCUGGUCUGGGAGUUCGUGGCCCAGAACAACACCGUGCAAAUCAAACAUGUGAUCCAGACCCUGUCUCAGGAGUUUGCCCUGUCUCAGCACCCCCACAGCAGGAAAGGGGGCCUCAUCGGCCUGGCCGCCUGCUCCAUCGCACUGGGCAAGGACUCGGGGCUCUACCUGAAGGAGCUGAUCGAGCCGGUGCUGACCUGCUUCAAUGACGCUGACAGCAGGCUGCGCUACUACGCCUGCGAGGCCCUCUACAACAUCGUCAAGGUGGCCCGCGGCGCCGUGCUGCCCCACUUCAACGUGCUCUUUGAUGGGCUGAGCAAGUUGGCUGCUGACCUAGACCCCAAUGUGAAAAGCGGAUCUGAGCUCCUGGACCGCCUCUUAAAGGCUGUGAGAGCAUGGAUGCUCUGGGGGCCUCUCCUGCCUGGCUCAGGCUCUGCCAUCUUCCCCCGCAGCACCUAGCCCCUGGCCCCAAGCAGCUCACAUGCCUUUGACCCACAGAACAUCGAGACAGAAAGCAACGGUUCAACCUGCUGAGCUUCAUCCCUUUGUUGUGGGAGAGGAUUUACUCCAACAGCCAGUACGCCCAGCAGUUCAUCAUCUCCUGGAUCCGUGUGCUUCCCGCUUUGAGGAGCUAAGAGCUCGUCUACCCCAGCCUCUGAGGAGCACUCAUCUGACAAGUGUAUCCCAUCAAGUGUGGUCCCCCUCUGGGUGGAUGACCCAGAGCAGAAGUGGCACUGGUGGAGGCUCCUCCAGCCCUGGCUGGCGUGUGCUGUCUCCCUUCCCCUCUGCUCAUUGGUAGGUGUCAGGUGGUCCUUGGAGAAUUCUUGAAAGAAAUUAAGAAGAACCCCUCCUCCAGUGUUAAGUUUGCCGAGAUGGCCAGCAUCCUGGUGAUCCACUGCCAGACCACGGGUGAGUGUGUCAAGGCCCCAAGGCCACCCCCC